This is a messenger RNA of Penaeus monodon (black tiger shrimp), 3263 nucleotides long. Its product is annotated as mediator of RNA polymerase II transcription subunit 21-like. NCBI's taxonomy places the organism in Eukaryota, Metazoa, Arthropoda, Malacostraca, Decapoda, Penaeidae. Gene Ontology annotation, cellular component: mediator complex. The transcript has 5 exons. The coding region runs from base 418 to 876 and encodes 152 amino acids. Gene Ontology annotation, biological process: regulation of transcription by RNA polymerase II. The record is from RefSeq and is a predicted model, not a curated record. Gene Ontology annotation, molecular function: transcription coregulator activity.
AACAACAACAAUCAUGGCGGACCGCCUGUCGCAGCUUCAAGAUGCAGUUAACAUGUUACUGACCAGUAGCAGCAGUGGUAUAGUGUCUCCUUGUAUUAUCGAAAAAGAAAUGAGGUUAAAAAUAUGGUACAUAUUGUUUCAAAGGAAAAGACAGACUAGAGUAUCAUUACAGGAAGACUAGAUCCUCAUUUUAUUGUUGAUGAUAAUGAUAUUGCAUGCGUAACUUCUCACCUGUAAAAUAAUUUUGACAAAAGUGCUGUCAUUAGUUUUGAUAUAUGUUAAACAAUUAAAACCAGUUUCAGAUCAUUAGUAUGGAGAAGAGGAAUAGUUAUCAGGAAUGUGACUUGUUAGAUAUGCUAGAUCAGAAUUAUAACAUCAGCAUGGUCUUGAGUGUAGAUGUAAUAAUCUAAUUCUGAUAUGGAUUCCCAUAACAAGAUUCAUAGAUGGAAUUCCUGCAGAAAAAGUGAGUUAGUCAAGCAAGCAGAGAACCUUUAUAAUAGCAUAGGCUGUUUGUUUAAUUCAGCACCACCAUGUAGCUUUGAUAAAAGUGGCAAGACUCCUUCACAAAAUGAAAAUCCUGAUGAUAUGACUGAACACAAGAGAGUCUUUGCCACUCUCAUUGCUCGAAAUGCUAAGGAUAUAGAUGUAUUAAUUGAAAGUCUUCCAUCUGAAGACUCUUCAGCUGAACUUCAGACAGCCAACAUGAGGGUGCUAGAGCAGGAAGGUGAAGAAGCUGCUCUGAAGCUCCAACGUGGCAUUGAUCGAGGAGACAAGUUACUUGAGGAGAUCAACAGAGCUCUCAAUGAAAUUGCCAACACACAGUUGGCUAUCAACCGCAUCACAGAUGCUUCACAGGGUGAUGCAAUUAAGAUAUGAAUCUUUGGUAUUAGAUUUUGAAUAGAUACCCAUUUUUACAAAUAAAAAAGCCUUCCAAACUAGGAAGUCACAGCAUUCCUGUUAAGGCACUGCUCUUAUUUGAAAAUGAAAAUGAGCUUUAUUACUAUAAGUUUGUUGAUGAAGUUUAUCACAAAAACAGGUCAGCAUUGGUAAAGGAGACAAAUUACUUGAGGAGCUUAAUAAAGCUCUCAGUAAAUUCCUAACUCCCAUUUAAAUAUCAGUUGCUUCACAUAUACUGCAUGGCUAAUGCAAAGAUAUGAGUCUUGGUGUUAGAUUUUGAGAAGAUACCUUUGAUAAAUACAAAGGAGCCUUCCAAAUUGACAUGUACAACUUUAGUCUUAGCUAUUGCUUCUACAUCAGAGUGAAAACAGAGUUUACCAAAAAAUAGAAUGGUAUUGAUAAGCUCAAUAAAACUCAUUGUUAAAGCACUGAUACUCUGCCAUGCAUUACAUCACAGACAUAUCAUAGAGUGAUGCAGUUAAGCUAUCAUCUUUUGGUAUUAGAAUUUUAGGAGAUACCCAUUUUCAUAAGCAAAAUGGCUUUCCAGUAUUGGCAGGGACAACUUUCCAUACUAAGAAUUUCUUCUACUUCAGAAUGAAAAAGACCUUUGUGACAUGUGAAUUUGUCUUGGAGGUUUGUCACAAAAUGGGUCAGUGGGUUCCUAACCCAAUGCCACUAAGGCUGGUAUGUACAAAAAUGCCCUGCCCAUUGUGAGUCUGGGUUAUUAAUUGUCUUUAUACAUAGAUGACUCCACAAAUACUUAGUCACCAAUGAAUCAGUUACUAGGACUAUGUAUCUCCCAUUUACUCUUUUCCUUGACUUCUAGAAAUAUUUUCUUUCACCCUAUAUUGCUACUAGUAAUGUGGAAUCGUCUAUAUGUAGAGACAUUUCACUGAAGUGAACACUACAUUUUCCCAGUAUCCUUGGGUUAAGGAAAUCAACAGAGGUCCCAGUUGACAAUGGCUAGUUAGCCGUCACUCCCAGCAGUGGAUAUUUUGCAAGUAGGAGUCUUCUGAUAUUAGAUUUUGAGAAAAUAACCACUUUUCAAAAGUGGAAGAGCCUUCCAAUCUUGGCAGGAACCCCUUUUCAGUUUAGGACAUUGCUUCCAAUUCAAAAUUAAAUGAAACUUUGUUAAGUAAGUUUCUCCAUGUUAGCCACUUUUUUUUAUACUAGAGGUUAGAUAGUGGAAUUUUCUGGCAUUUAUCAUAUUGUAAGAAUAUUCUAAGGAUUCAUUGAAGGAUUGCAUAUAUAUAGAAAUACUAUUAGCAGUAUGCAUACAGCAGGAAUGUUUAUAUUUUUGCAUUUUUUUAAUAAUAAAAAAGUAUAUAUAUAUAUAUACUGUUACAGUUGAAUGUAUUUUUAUGUCUGUUCACUUAUUUAUUCAUGUAAUGGUGAUGAUUAUUUCUAAUGUUACUUGUAGUUAGAAUAAAAUUAAGUCACAGAUUGGGUUAGAAAACUGACUAAUAAUAUUGGUAUUAGACUGGAAUGUGGGGUGAAAUAGGAUAUCACUUAGUUGAGUGGAUCUUUUCUAUGGAAAGUGAAGAGAAUUAUGACCUACCUAGUUUUUAAAUUUGUGAAGAUGAAAAUUUGAAAUGGAUUUCAUUUUGAAACUGGUGAGAAAAAUAUAAGAAUCACAAAUAUUAAAAUUUUGUUUUACCAUCGAUUUUUCCUACAUAUUUAUAUCUGUAAUUUGUUGAAAUUGCAGUAGAGUUUAAAUAGAUGGCAUAAUGUACGACACUCCUCAGCUGUAUGAUUAGAUUCUUCAAACUAGUUCUUAGUUGCAUAAAACAAAACUAAGGAAAUAGCAUAAAAUCACAUUUCUACUAUGAUAAUAAGUAAAUGAAUUUAGUGUUACAGAAUUGGAUAGCUAUAUGGGACAGCUAGUUUCUCAACCUCUUUUCUUCUCUGUGCAGUUUCAUUUACAUGUACUCUUGAUAUCUUUACCUAUGAUAAUUGUAUAUCUAUCUUUAUCUGGGUAUAUUCUGAAUUACAGCCAGAAACAACGGGAGUGUCUUUGUUGUCAAAAUUCAGCCUUUUUUGUUGUAAAUGGAAGUAUGCAUGUGCGAAUGAUGAACUAGAAUAAAAUAGUUCAAGAUUUUGCAAACCAACUUUGUAACCAUUUGUUUUCUUGGACCCUUUAUUCAGUGUAAAUUUUAUCGACAGCAAUUAGGUGUUAUCACUGAAAGGGAUAAGUGUCUACUAUGUUUCAGUAUUAUUUUGAAUUUUAAAACAUAAAUAUAAUAAGUAUACUGUUUUUUAUGUUAACUUUCUUUUAUGAUGAUAAUUUAUUUUUAUGUAUGGUAAUUGUGCAUUUAUAACAUUACUCCCUGUGGAAAAAAUACAUAUAUAAGAUAUGUGUGUGUGUG